Carcharodon carcharias (great white shark) is the source of this 7744-nucleotide messenger RNA. It is a transcript of the gene rexo1, whose product is annotated as REX1, RNA exonuclease 1 homolog. NCBI's taxonomy places the organism in Eukaryota, Metazoa, Chordata, Chondrichthyes, Lamniformes, Lamnidae. Gene Ontology annotation, molecular function: nucleic acid binding; exonuclease activity. Gene Ontology annotation, cellular component: nucleus. The coding region runs from base 52 to 3900 and encodes 1282 amino acids. The record is from RefSeq and is a predicted model, not a curated record. The transcript has 16 exons.
UACUCUCUCGGGGAUUAUGCCUUGUCCCCGAGGCCGGGGCCCGAGUGCAGAAUGCUGCGAUCCACCGAGUUUUUCCGCAGCAUCGAGUGUCCGUUUUACGGCGGCGGCUCCGGCUCCGGCUCCGGCUCCGGUUCCUCCUCCUCCUCCUCCUCCUCCUGUAACCGGCCUUAUUGUCACUUCAGGCACCGCAGCCAGAAGCCCAGGGAGAAGCCGGAGGGAGACGGGCAGCCUCUAGCAGCAGCCGACGGAGAGCUUGGUUAUGACCCUUACAAUCCUGAGCUUCCUAAGGGUUCAUCCAGAAAUGGAGAUGAAAUAUCAGCUGACCUUACGGAAUCCAGCUCCAGUACGCUGGAAUUGGAACUGGUCAACAAAGCCAUCGAGGCGGUCAAGAAUGAAGUUGAACAAGAGCAGAAAAAGCUGUCAAGAUAUGAGGAUCUUCUGGAUGCAGAGGAGGAGUAUGUGCCUUCAACACCAACUACACAGAAGGCACUUGGAAAGACCAAGAGUUGCACAAAGCUUUUACCUAUUGAGAAUAAGUUGACAAACUCUUUAGAAUAUAAUCCAGACAAUUACCGCCUAAAUAGUAACGUAGAGUACACCCCUACUCCACUUUCAAUUACUGCUCGUUUCAGUAAAUAUACUUUGGAUACAGAUGAUGAAGCUGAUGCAAAGGGUAAUUCAUUAAAAUAUGUUCCAACGCUUGUGACUAAGCCAGUCAAAUAUGCUACCUCUGUACCCAGUAAUAAAUAUGUGAUCGACAACACCAAGCCAUGCACUGAUUUAGAGUAUGAUCCUUUAUUGAACUAUUCAGCACGGCUGAUGAGCAAAAAAAAGUCAAAGGAACAUGGAACCAAGAGGCCCAGAGAGAACAGCUUGGAGGAGCCUUAUACAGCAGCAACAAAGAAGCGUUGCCAUCGAUUGAACUUGGGCGCCUGUGAUGUGGAUAUGGAGUUCCCAGACUCUGACGAUGAACUUAGUAAUAACUAUCCGCUAAGUCAUGGGGACACUUCAAAGUUUCAAAAUCCUGUGCUUUGUGACAAUAAGUCGGAUGAAGGAUUAUCUUUAAAGGCUAAAGACUUGAAUAAACGGUCUAUGAAAGAGAUUGCAGUUCAGUAUGAUGUAGACGAUGUUUGCGGCUUUGAGAGUAAACAACAGGAGAACAGAGGGAAACAGAAGUUGAAGUCUACCAGUCAUUCUUCUAAGAUUUCAAAAUAUAAUAAGGGAGAACUCCAAGGUCGAGAAAGUAGAGAGAAAAAGGAUAAAGGUAGUGACCUAGGUGGCUCAAAACUGACAGUGAAAAAGGAUAAAAUAGACAGCACUAAAAGCAAAACUUCCCACCAAUUGGACAAAGCUAGCAAGAAGGGGAAAAUAAAAAGCAAUAAAAACAGAUUAGAAAUUAAGCAAGAAAAACAAGUGGAGAAAUUGAAAAAAAAAGAAAAGAAUGGCGAUGUCUCAGUUGCUGAAAAGAAACGCAACGGUGAUGAGAAACAUAAGGUCAAAGAAGAAAAGCAAAAGAUUAAAAGUGAUGGAAGUUCUAGUAGAAAGAUAGAGAAAGGAAAAAUAAGCAAAUUGAAUGGGGCAAAAAGUGAAAAGCGAUCAAAAUCUAGAUCAUAUAGCUCAUUGGAUAGUGCAGAAAAAAUCAAAUGUCAUGAAGUUAUGAUCACAAGUAUUCAGAAAUCUGACAAAGAUAAUGGCAAUUCAAAAUCCAAAGCAUUAAUGCAUAAAAAUGGGAUUCAUGUAGGUAAUAAAAGGAAGGAUGAGGAGAUCAAAGAGUCAAAAUCCCUGAAAGAUAAAGCAAUACAUCCAGAAAACAGAAAAAAAAAUGCAAGCUUUACAAAGCGAACACUGAGUCACACAGACUUGUUUGGUGAUGACAGUAGUGAUGAUGAAAGCACCAGUAAACCAGUUGCUGCAGCGACUUAUAAGUCAGAUUCAAACUCUGACCGAGACCCCUAUACCAGUUCGAGUGAUGGUGAAACGGGGGGAAACUUGCAACAAAGAUCUUUGUCUUCAGAGGAUGAAGUUGAUUUCCCUGGUCUUGAAAAGGAUUUUGAUUUUGAGUCUGAUCCUAUGGAGGAAUGUCUAAGGAUUUUCAAUGAGUCUAAAGAAGUAAAGAAUGAAGAUAAGGGCAGAGUUUCCAAGCAGGUGUCCAUGGAAGUUAAUGAAGAAAAAGAACCCAGUCUAACCACACUUUUCCCAGGGCAGAAAAGGAGAAUUUCACAUGUUUCAAAACAAGAAAAUGUGGAACCAGCGAAGCCAGUCAUCCGUCCUUUUCGUAGACUUACUGCUCAGGAGGUUUGUUAUCAACGGAGUUUGAUGGCACAGCAGCAAGCUGCACAGCUGGCAGAAGUGGAAAAAGCAGUUAGCACAUCUUUCACCAAUCGAGGGGAGAAGAGAAGAAUUGCACAUAAGCCAAAAGCAGAUGCAAUGCCGUCAGCAAAACAAUCUCCAGUAAAGCUGAAGACGGAAUCUUUAAAUAGAUCUGUAGUAUCUCCUAAUUGCCCAAGAAACAGCAACCUCAAUUUAAAAUCUCAAACCAUUGCUGGUAUGGCAUCAAAAACUGUAUCUACUACAGCACAGAGGAGGAUAGCUCAUGCUCCCACUUUGAAGCCAAGCUUGAAGAGACCCACAAUUCCUACAGAAUAUGGCUCCAAAGUUCCCACCAAUGUGAGACAGCGAUAUUUGAACGUGUUCAUUGAUGAAUGUUUGAAAUUCUGUGGAUCUGAACAAAUGGCUUUUGAAAAGGCCUUGAGUGAAGAGAAGGCUGUAUAUCACCGAAGCACUAGUAGGACAGUGUACCUGAAUGUGGCUGUAAAUACCUUAAAGAAACUGAGGAGUCAAAAUGAUAUCAUGCCAUCACCUACAAAGAAGCCUGCUGCUGUAUGUGCAAACAAGAAAGUCCAGUCACAUGAAACAUUGCUUGGGGGAAAGUUGGCCAUGAAGACAAGUUUCACUCUAAAUAGAUCUGGAAAGCAGCAAGAUGUUGAACUUACAGGCACCGUGCUGUACAAGAAGCUGACAGAGUAUGUUUUAACAGAAGAGCAAUUGCAAGAAAAUUCCUACCCAAGACCUCAUCCAGAGAAGCCUGGUAUUGCAGUGCUUUAUAAUCAGGAUGAGAGAAAGAAUAACAAUGACUCUUUAACAAGGAUCUGCUGUCGUUGCGGAGCUGAGUACUGUGUUUCUGUCAGUGGGGAUUGUAUCCGCAAAGAAGAGUGCAACUACCACUGGGGACGGUUACGUCGACAUAAAAUACCUGGUGGUUGGGAAACACAGUACAGUUGCUGUGGAGGAGCAGUAGGAUCUGCAGGAUGUCAGACAGCAAAGCAGCAUGUACAGGACGGUCGUAAAGAAAAAUUAGCUGGUUUCAUGAAGACGUUUGAUAAAGAAAUGCCACCAGAUGAAAACCCAGGUAUCUUUGCCCUGGAUUGUGAGAUGUGCUACACAAAGCAAGGUUUGGAGCUGACCAGAUUGACUGUUAUCAAUCCAGAUCUAAAGGUGGUUUAUGAUACAUUUGUCAAACCAGACAGCAAAGUCAUUGAUUAUAACACCAGAUUUUCUGGUGUAACAGAGGAGGAUAUGGAGAGUACAACAAUAACUAUUCGUGACGUACAAGCAGUAUUACUGAACAUGUUCAGUGCUGGAACCAUAUUAAUUGGGCACAGCUUGGAAAGUGAUUUAUUUGCACUAAAGCUUAUACAUAGCACAGUGAUUGACACAGCAGUUGUGUUUCCACAUCGACUGGGAUUCCCGUAUAAAAGAGCACUGAAAAAUUUGAUGGCAGACUACCUCAAACGCAUCAUCCAGGAUAAUGUUGAAGGACAUGAUUCCAGUGAAGAUGCUAGUGCCUGCAUGGAAUUAAUGAUGUGGCGAUUAAAAGAAGAUGCAAAAUUGAGAAGAUGACAUCUCCUGUCUUUUGUUCACAUGUGCAAAGGACUAACGUUGCCAACAAAAAUCAUAAAGAUGUUGUGAUUUAUAAUUGUCUUGCAGAACAAAAGGCAAAGUUUAGGCUGUUAAAAGAUGACCCAAAACUGCCUUUUUUGUUUACAGUAUUUAUUUGUUUUUAUAUAUGUAAAAAUCUUGUCAUAAAAAUUACUCCACACCCAUUGUAAAUGUUCAGUGGCCACAGUUGUUAGACUUAGUAGCAUUUUGACAUUUCUUUAAAGUGGCAUUCCAAGAAAUGCAGUCAUUCUUGCUGCUAAGCAACUCGUAUGUAUGGGUAAGUACAACUCAACAAUACAAAGCCAGUGGAUUUUUAAAAAAUCCGAUUUAAGAAAAACAUUUUGACUAUCGACCCAAAGAUAGAUUAUGCUUUUUCUUAACUUUUCUGUUUCAUUUCUUCAAUGUUGUGUGUUAUGUGAUUUUCAAUGCUGAAAGGAUUAAAAAUCUGAUUCUUUUAUAUGUAAAGCCUGCUGAAUAACUUUUUCACUUUAGCUGCACACAAUUUUUCAGAAGUGUUUUUGUAAGACUGAUUUGAUAUAUUAUCUUUCGUGUCUACGGUUACAUUAUAGUUAGAAACAACAGACUUUUGAGUUGUUGCUCAGAUAUCACUUCCUCACUCCUUUCUCGUUCCACUCCAGAACUUAGGACAGACUGGCUGACUUUUUCUUUGUGUCUCGUUUUCAUUAAGCCUAGCCUCACCUCUCACCUCUCUGUUAUGCUUUUUAAUUGGCCAUGCGGGUCCAUAUUAAGACAAUUGUAGACCAAACAAGACAUGUUGACUUCCAAUUUCAUAUCGUUUGCACUACCUAAUCAUAUGUUACUGCCUAAUUCCAUACUGACAGAUUUAUUGUGGCUUUGUUACUAGAUUGAUCCCAUGCAUGUUAUUGCCCAUUUGGUUUCCUUUCUCUUACUAUAUCUUUCUAUCUUCACACCAAUUGUUGCAUCUGAAAUGAGAAAUUAUUAGGGACUAACUUUAGUGAAUAUAUCAUAAAAAUGUGCCACAUUGUUUAGCAACAACAUACAGCAAGGACACAUUCCCGCACACACUCUUUUGUGCAUAAGUCUAAAAUCUCAAUGCAUUUUAGAAAGAAAGUUGGACUGAACUGUUAAAUGGAAUAUAGGUAUUUUUACAGUAAAUGUUUGGCUGCUUUUAGUAGCUUAAAAUUGUACCUCAAUGGCAAUAUGUCUUUAACAAAAUGGAAGUUCUGCUUUACAUGCUGAAUAUUAGAUGAAUUGAACUUGCUUUAUAAGCUUCUAUGAUAGCACUAAACACUUGUUCUAGCAAGAAUUCAGAUAGGGCUUUAGUUGCACAUUAUGAUAUUUGACCUGCAGAAUAAUCAUGUCCUGAUAGUUACAGUUGGUUUUAUUGCUUAUCCAGCAAAUAGUAGAAAUAUUAUCUUUUUUAAAGUUUAUAUAUAUAUAUAUAGAUAUAUAUGUAUGUAAAUAUUUGUGUGUUUUUUCAAGGGUGAAACACUAGAGAGACUACAGGUAUUCUAAAGUUUCCUAAAUGUCACCAGUUUGUGAAAAUCACUGGGGCCCUAAGAUUGUGUUGUACCUUGUAACUGCUUUACAUAUUCCUGAAAUGGUAAAUAUUAUACUUAAGGUGGCUUGGCACACUGGAGUCUGCCAUGAAUUGUUGUUUGAAGGCAGUAGUUUUCAAUCUUGACAAGGUAGUUUGACAGUCAUUGAGUAAUUUUGGAUACAUUGCAACAUGUGACAAAGGGCUAAUGUUGCAGGAGACAAUUCUGCAACAGUGUAAAAUAAAGAAAUUUUGUUGGUUAAGAAAACUACUGCAGGCUUCCUGAAAGCUCAGUUGAUUUAUUCAGUGUGGAAAAGAACCAUUAGGGCUGGACAGGUUCAGUUUUAGUCUCAAAUCUAUGCUGCAUUGUUUAAUUGCAGUGGGUCACAAGGGUAAUACUUCUAAUCUCUGAGCUAAGGAAGGGAAGAUCAACUAGGGUUCCCAAUCCUAGUUAUUAGCCGCUGACAGUACAUAUGCAAGGGUAACUGAAGGCCAGGGUGGGGUACAUGGGGGCUGUCAGUUUGCAUAGAAACAUAUCUUACAUCAAUUAAUACUUUCCUGUUGGGAGGGGAAGAUGGUGCUAUCACAUUGUCUUUUUUUACAACUUGAAUAGUAAGUAAAGACAAAUAUCUGCACUGAAUAUUCUUGGGAGGAAAAGUUAACAUUUUAUUUCUUCAAAUUAUUUUUAUCAAACUUCCUUAAUGAUCUUGAUGACUAAGUCAACAAAUGCAUCAUAUGGUGUGAUCCAAAGCCAUACAAAAGUUCCUAGAUUCUAGUCCUGGUUUGAACAAGGUUAGCUGAUCUCAGAGCAGCAGUUGGGCUACCACAAUUUGCCUUUGAUCUUUUCUUUAACCCGAGAGCACAAGUCACCUAGGGAUCCUGUGCUUGAUUGCUGUCCUAUCGCUACUGCUAGAAAGGUGUCUGGUGAGGACAGAAUCUGACUUAACUGUGAAGGGCUGCAAAUGACAAUAGCCUCCUAACAUUUACUGUGGCCACUUGAUUGAGGUACUGACUGGAGUGCUGCUGGCACAUGGAAUUGACCCCACCAGGAAUUGAGAAAGGAGCAAAUGGGAAAUCUGUGUUCCUAUUUAUGUUGUUUAAUUUUUUUGUUAAAUGCACAAUAUUUCAUUAUUGUUUAGAACUGCAGCUAAAAAAAUUCACUGUCUUAGGCUUUCUCUUGUGGCUUAUUUCAGAAAAGGUGAUGGUGUUCAGGAAUAAAGAUGAAUUAAACUCUUAAAAAUGAAUGCCUUGUCUGCCCUGUGCUUGCAAUACUUGGGCAGCCUUUUCCCACAUUAUCCCAAGUUUUAAUAAAUUGGGAUAGUACUUUAUUUAAAUGGCCAGGCCUCUAUUCAGGUGGUCUGAGUUUGAUUCUCUGCUUCCAAUGGCACUCAUUCUGUUUCAGAAAACCAGCUUCUAGACUACUAAUUAAAUAGGCUACUUCAUGAUGACGGAACAGGACAAAAAUGCUGUAGAGUCGCACCUCUUGCUUGCUAUUGAACAGUAUUAGUGUGAGGGAAAAACCUUUGGGCCAGACAGUCCUAUCAUCUUAGUUUAAAGUAAUGGAAAGAGUGGGCUGCAAGUCAUACUUUGACUAAGUUGAAAUUUUUGUUGGGGAUAAAUUAUGAAGUAAUACACGUUUGUAAAGUCAUGUUAUAAUUGGUAGCAAAGUUUGCGGGUUUGGAGAAGGAUUAUCCAUCAAGAACUUUUGAUUUAAUUAUAAGUACUAAGAAUAACAGUAGAAUUUUCAUUUGAAAUGUACAAGAGCUAGAGAAAAUAUUGGGAAACAUCAUCACCUUUUAAGUUUUGUUUAAAGACCCCUCAAAUUGGUACUAAAACAUGGCAUCUGUUAAUAUUUUAAUCAGUUUAAUGUAUUACAUGUUUCAAGUUUGUGAUUUGUUUCAUGUUUAAUUUUGAAUGUAUAGUACUAAGAUUCUAUGAAAAUAAUGCAAUGAGGGAGGGGUUAUGCUCAAUCAGUGCAGUGCCCUGAUGUACAGUAAGCAUGAAAAUGCAGUGAGUAAUGUAAAGAUUUAUAGUAUUCAAAAGAUGUUCUUUUUGUAGGCCUUUAUGACUGGUCUCUGAACAGAAAAUAAUUGCUAAUGAUUUGGAAAGACGAAUUGAAAAAUUUAAAUACAGUACUGAAUUUUAAAUCACAUUGGAUAGAAAACUAAACUUCUGUAGCAUCUACUAAGCAUUACUAAGAGGUGGAACCGAGAGUAUAUAUACAUAUAUAUAUUCUGUAGUAAUUUACAUUUCCUGUUUUGCAAUAAAUCUUUUUUUAAAAAACUU